Molecule: messenger RNA, 2605 nt
Organism: Teleopsis dalmanni
Lineage: Eukaryota; Metazoa; Arthropoda; Insecta; Diptera; Diopsidae
Gene: Med
Product: mothers against decapentaplegic homolog 4
Exons: 10
Coding region: 291-2450 (719 amino acids)
Biological process (GO): anatomical structure morphogenesis; regulation of transcription by RNA polymerase II; cell differentiation
Cellular component (GO): heteromeric SMAD protein complex
Molecular function (GO): DNA-binding transcription factor activity, RNA polymerase II-specific; RNA polymerase II cis-regulatory region sequence-specific DNA binding; I-SMAD binding
Source: RefSeq, a predicted model, not a curated record
CCAUUAUUGUAUUUUUGUUCACUUUGUUAAGUUUGCAAGGAGUUUACAACAAAUUGUUUGCAUAAAACAUAAAUUGCAUUAACGCACUUUAUUCGAUAAUAUUUGAGUGAAAUAGACUUCUAUGUACCAAAACAAUCAAGUUUUAAUUUAAGCACGGUUUUAUAGUAUUAACAAAACGCUUCACUCUGUGGACAAAAUCAGAAAAUUUUCCUUAUUGUGUCGGCGAAAAUAUAAACGCCGGCAAAGUGGAUGCACGUAGUGCCCUGGGUGUACCCCAGGAUUAUGCUGGAAUGGUUGGCGGCGGCGUUGCAACUGGGCAACAUAGUAUGUACAACACAGUUGGACCAGCAGAAGCACUCAUUGUUCGUGAUAUGGUUCAAAUGCCCCCGCCGCCAUCAAAUGCACCAACCUCUGCUGAUGCCUGCCUUAGCAUUGUACAUUCUCUUAUGUGUCAUCGUCAAGGUGGUGAAAGUGAAGGAUUUGCAAAGCGAGCUAUUGAGUCUUUAGUAAAAAAACUCAAAGAAAAGCGUGACGAAUUGGAUUCUUUGAUUACAGCCAUCACGACAAAUGGUGCACAUCCUAGCAAAUGUGUAACUAUUCAGCGAACCUUAGACGGUCGUUUACAGGUUGCUGGACGUAAAGGUUUUCCUCAUGUCAUUUAUGCACGAAUUUGGCGUUGGCCGGAUUUGCAUAAGAACGAACUAAAACAUGUCAAAUAUUGUGCGUUUGCUUUUGAUCUCAAAUGUGACUCGGUUUGUGUUAACCCCUAUCACUAUGAACGUGUUGUAUCACCGGGUAUCGAUUUAUCGGGACUAAGUUUGCAGUCAGGCCCGAGUCGAAUCAUAAAAGACGAAUAUUCUGCUGGUCCGUUAGUUGGGAGUAUGGAUAUUGACGGUAAUGAUAUCGGCACUAUUCAACAUCAUCCAUCACAACUAGUGGGUCCAGGAUAUGUAUAUCCACAGGGUCCAGUUUCUGAUCCAAGUCAUAUAAGUGCAAUGUUCUCCGCGGGUCGUACAUUACCAAAAAUUGAACCGACUGAAGGUGUCCCGCGGAGCACAUGGAUGGCACCACCGCCACCACGGUUGAGCCAACCGCCUCAACAGCAUACAACACAAACGACACAACAUCCGCUUUCUGUCCCACACGGUAUAUCCAUGGCUGGUACCAUGAAUUCAGGUACUGUAAUGGCUCCACCAAAUCAAACACAAAAUUCACAAUCUAAUGGACCUGUUGGGCCAAGUAUGAGUUCUGCAACUCAUCAUAGUCAAACGAAUCCCUCUACGGAUACCACAUCGCUUUCAAUGCAACAGUCAGCGAAUGCAGCUAAUAUACCUCCAGGUACAAGUGGAAAUGCUGCUCAGACAAAUGCUUACUACGGUCCAAGUACAUCACAAAUGGCCAGUAUUGCCGAAGCUAAAUACAAUGCAGCUUUAAAUAGCGGUCCUAGUGGGUCCCAACAAUCAGUUGCAUCACAUAUGCAAAACGGUUAUGUAACAAAUCAGGGCCCAUCAGGACCACAUAAUUACAGUCAAGUAACAGCAGUUCAGCAUGUUUCUCAGACCGGCAGCAAUAUGAGCGUAGUACCUAAUCCGGUAAAUGCGCCGCCAGCUGGCACUUGGACUGGCUCCAGUACAUUAGCAUAUACUCAAUCAAUGCAACCGCCAGAUUUGCGUGCACAUCAAGCAGGUUAUUGGAAUGCGCCUAUGCCUGGUGAAAUUACAACUCAACAGACGCAAACGCGUUUACUCUCUCGCCAACCUGCUCCUGAAUAUUGGUGUUCAAUUGCCUACUUUGAGCUAGACACUCAAGUAGGUGAGACCUUCAAAGUACCCUCAGCUAAACCAAAUGUUAUUAUUGAUGGCUAUGUGGAUCCAUCCGGUGGUAACCGUUUCUGUUUAGGUGCAUUAAGCAAUGUACAUCGCACAGAACAAUCCGAAAGAGCAAGACUUCAUAUUGGGAAAGGAGUACAAUUAGAUCUACGUGGGGAGGGUGAUGUUUGGCUUCGUUGCCUAAGCGAUAAUUCUGUAUUUGUACAAAGUUACUAUUUAGAUCGUGAAGCUGGUCGUACACCAGGAGAUGCUGUACACAAAAUUUAUCCAGCCGCUUGUAUUAAAGUUUUUGAUUUACGUCAGUGCCAUCAACAAAUGCAUUCAUUAGCAACAAAUGCGCAAGCAGCCGCUGCAGCACAAGCAGCUGCUGUUGCAGGACUACCUAGCUCACAAUUAGGUGGACCAUCAAGAAAUAUAACUGCAGCCGCCGGUAUUGGUGUAGACGAUUUACGACGUUUGUGUAUUCUGCGUUUAAGUUUUGUUAAAGGUUGGGGACCUGAUUAUCCGCGACAAUCUAUCAAGGAGACACCAUGCUGGAUCGAAGUACACUUACAUCGUGCUUUGCAACUAUUAGACGAGGUAUUGCAUCAUGCUAUGCCACUUGAUGGACCCCGUGUUUAAUUUCUUACAUAAAAUUAUGAAAUCACUAACGUUCAUUUAAUUUUAAGAAAAAUUAGACUUAUGUUUCUUAUCGUUAUUUUUAUUGUGUUUGCCUUUAAUUAUCAAAUAAUAUUUUAAAGAAAAAGCUUUUCAGGAACAAAUGUGAGUUAAGUCUA